CUUCAGCACUCAUUCAGGUACUUAACACCCUGGACACCCGGACCUCGGCUUUCAAGUGGUGAGGGCCGUUUAUAUAAACAGGGAUUCCUCCGAAAAGGCUCUGGCAUCCCUGAAGCCAGCGCAUGGCGAGCGCCUCCUUCUUCUACCCUUAGGAGCGGCGUCCCCAGCUGGCCCUGGCUUCCUAGCCUGCCCUGCCCCCGCCGUCUUCCCCCCCUCCUUAGCCAUGGCCACCUCUGGACGCCUCGGCUUCACGGUACGCAGUCUCCUGAAUUUACCUGAGCCGGACGCGCAGCCCCGGGUGAGGAGCGAACCGCAGACGUGCGUUUCUCAAGCCACCGCCUGGCUGGAGUCAGAGCGCAGCCACUAUCCUUCCUCUGAUGAGAGCGGCCUGGAGACCAGCCCCUCAGACCCUUCGAAGCUGACGUCCCUCGGGCCGGCAUCUCCAGGCUCCGACACCGAGAAGAGGAGGAAGCGGCGGGUGCUGUUCUCCAAGGCCCAGACCUUGGAGUUGGAGAGACGCUUCAGGCAGCAGCGCUACCUGUCAGCGCCAGAGCGGGAGCAGCUGGCUCGACUCCUGCGCCUCACGCCCACGCAGGUCAAGAUCUGGUUCCAGAACCAUCGCUACAAGCUGAAGCGUGGGCGAGCGCCAGGGGCCACGGAGUCGUCGGAUCUGGCAGCAGCACCACCUGAUCCGCACUCGGCCGCUCCCAGCCUGCUGCACCGUGUGGUGGUGCCCGUGCUAGUGCAUGACGGGCCACCCUGCAGCGGCAGGGGUGAGGGAACCCUUGCGGUAGCCCAGGACAAGUGUGGCGCACGGCCGGCUACCGCGUGCCCUGUGCCGAGCUAUGCAGCCUUCGGGCCAGGCUCGGCACUGGGCCUAUUCCCUGCCUACCAGCACUUAGCACCCCCAGCUCUGGUCUCCUGGAACUGGUGAGACUGUCGCGGGAUGCCUAGAGUCACCACGGACUCGGGGACACUGCUGUUCGGCUGGCCUCAGUAACGCUUCAACCGAGCUAGGCCCGAAAGUGAGUGGUUGGCCUUGAGGGACCCUCUUGAGGGUCCCUGGCACGCCCUAACCAGAUGUGGCAAAAACACUCACAGGGGACUUUGGCCAAGACUCCCGGUUGUUCCCCCUCUCCCCCCCCCCCCCCCGCCGCGAACCCCAAAGCUAGAUUUUAUUUCUUGAGCCUUAUUUGUAUAUUUUCAAAC
This is a messenger RNA of Mesocricetus auratus (golden hamster), 1209 nucleotides long. RefSeq names its product NK2 homeobox 8 (gene Nkx2-8). Gene Ontology annotation, biological process: cell differentiation; regulation of transcription by RNA polymerase II. The record is from RefSeq and is a predicted model, not a curated record. NCBI's taxonomy places the organism in Eukaryota, Metazoa, Chordata, Mammalia, Rodentia, Cricetidae. The transcript has 2 exons. Gene Ontology annotation, molecular function: RNA polymerase II cis-regulatory region sequence-specific DNA binding; DNA-binding transcription factor activity, RNA polymerase II-specific. Gene Ontology annotation, cellular component: nucleus. The coding region runs from base 224 to 934 and encodes 236 amino acids.